Uranotaenia lowii is the source of this 1694-nucleotide messenger RNA. Its product is annotated as tubulin alpha-1 chain. Gene Ontology annotation, biological process: mitotic cell cycle; microtubule cytoskeleton organization. The transcript has 2 exons. The record is from RefSeq and is a predicted model, not a curated record. Lineage: Eukaryota; Metazoa; Arthropoda; Insecta; Diptera; Culicidae. The coding region runs from base 177 to 1529 and encodes 450 amino acids. Gene Ontology annotation, cellular component: microtubule; cytoplasm. Gene Ontology annotation, molecular function: structural constituent of cytoskeleton; GTP binding.
GGCUAGCAUUCGUGCAAACCGGUUCAUUCUCAGUUUGGAAAGCGUCCUGAUCUGCUGUUCCCAAGCGCGAGGUUCUCCGUUAUAGAAGAGUGCUUAAUUCCCCUAGUUGAAGUAAUUUAUUACAGCUGCUGCUGCUUUUUUGUGAUUUGUGAAGAAAUCGUUUUUCUGCAGUCAAGAUGCGUGAAUGUAUUUCCGUGCACGUUGGCCAGGCUGGUGUUCAGAUUGGUAAUGCCUGCUGGGAGCUGUACUGCUUGGAGCAUGGAAUUCAACCCGAUGGUCAGAUGCCCUCGGAUAAGACCAUUGGCGGAGGUGACGAUUCGUUCAACACCUUUUUCAGCGAAACCGGUGCCGGCAAGCAUGUGCCACGUGCCGUCUUCGUGGAUCUGGAGCCGACUGUCGUAGAUGAAGUCCGUACCGGAACAUACCGGCAGCUGUUCCACCCGGAGCAGUUGAUUACUGGCAAGGAAGAUGCCGCCAACAACUACGCGCGUGGUCACUACACCAUUGGAAAGGAAAUCGUCGAUCUGGUGCUGGACCGCAUCCGUAAGCUGGCCGAUCAAUGUACUGGUCUGCAAGGUUUCCUGAUCUUCCACUCGUUCGGAGGUGGUACCGGAUCCGGUUUCACUUCCCUGCUUAUGGAACGUCUGUCGGUCGACUAUGGCAAGAAGUCCAAGCUUGAGUUUGCCAUCUACCCAGCUCCUCAGGUUUCGACUGCUGUUGUUGAGCCGUACAACUCUAUCUUGACCACCCACACUACCCUGGAACAUUCGGACUGCGCCUUCAUGGUUGACAACGAGGCUAUCUACGACAUCUGCCGACGUAAUCUGGAUAUUGAACGGCCAACCUACACUAACUUGAACCGUCUCAUUGGUCAGAUCGUGUCUUCGAUUACCGCCUCGCUUCGAUUCGAUGGUGCCCUGAACGUAGAUUUGACUGAGUUCCAGACCAACUUGGUGCCAUACCCACGUAUCCACUUCCCACUUGUCACCUACGCGCCUGUCAUUUCGGCUGAGAAGGCUUACCAUGAGCAGCUGUCCGUCGCUGAAAUCACCAAUGCCUGUUUCGAACCGGCCAACCAGAUGGUCAAGUGCGACCCGCGUCACGGCAAGUACAUGGCAUGUUGCAUGCUGUAUCGAGGUGAUGUUGUCCCCAAGGACGUAAACGCCGCCAUUGCCACCAUCAAGACCAAGCGCACCAUCCAGUUUGUCGAUUGGUGUCCCACUGGAUUCAAGGUCGGUAUCAACUACCAGCCACCAACCGUGGUUCCGGGAGGUGAUCUGGCCAAGGUUCAGCGUGCCGUGUGCAUGUUGUCGAACACCACGGCCAUUGCCGAAGCCUGGGCCCGUCUGGAUCACAAGUUUGAUCUGAUGUACGCCAAGCGUGCCUUCGUCCACUGGUACGUCGGUGAGGGUAUGGAGGAAGGAGAAUUCUCCGAAGCCCGUGAAGAUUUGGCCGCCCUCGAAAAGGAUUAUGAAGAAGUCGGCAUGGACUCCGGCGAAGGAGAAGGCGAAGGUGCCGAGGAAUACUAAGAAGCUGCCCGAAUUUUCCCUACAACCACCGUUACGAAAUCACACGACGCAGCAUGCACCGUUUUCCGCGCCAAAACUACAACUCGCUAUUUCUCGAUUUUUGAUAGCAAAAUUCAAAAUUCACAGAAAUAAAGCAGCAUAAAAGCAUGUCUAAAAAAAUCUCAA